Molecule: messenger RNA, 393 nt
Organism: Vicia faba (fava bean)
Lineage: Eukaryota; Viridiplantae; Streptophyta; Magnoliopsida; Fabales; Fabaceae
Source: the annotation of a GenBank genome assembly
AUGGGCACUAGAGAAGCUCAAAGAGUUGUUCUGUUCAGAGAAAUUGCUACCAAAGGUUGUGGUGAUGGACCGGGAACUUGUAUUAAACAACCUGGCCGCUCAAUUAUCCCAAACAUUCUCUGUUUUCUCAAUCGAUUGCUUAAUCUUUCUCUGCUAAACUUUCACUCACACUACUUUUGUUUUCACGAUAAAUUCUCCAUUCCAAAGAAAAACAACACCAACAACUUUAUUCUACUCAAUCGGUUCAUCCUCACGAUUUGUUUCUCAACUAUCCUCUUAUCAUCUUCAUCUAACCGAAAUAACAACAACUAUAUUUCUCCAUCCGAAAACCAUCUCAGCUUACUCUGUUCUAUUUCUAUUCAUGAUACUUCCCUCCCUUGUUCUAAACCGUGA